CUUCGGACCAAAAAGAAUGUCCAAAAAUUCUACCAAACAAAAACUGUUGAUCGAAAAAAGUCCAAGACUACUAAACUCCCCACGUCAUCACCACUAUCCUUCCAUGUUCAUCUGAGUCUCACCUUCGCAAUGCCUCGUAAGCGCUUUCAGGAACCGGAACCCAUAACAGGUAUACAGUAUGCGCAGCAUUUCCUUAAGAAAAUAGGGUUGGGGAAGGAGAACUACUACUUUUGGAAACAAAUUGGAAAGGCUUUGCUAUGCACCUAUGCAGUGAUUGGGGCAGUGUGGUUAUACAAUGAGACAUCACCAUUGGGUUGGUGGACACUGAAGCCACGACCAAAGGAAGAGAAGGAGCUUGCUCAUUUGUACGAGCGGAGGCAGUUUCCAUACCCGGGUGAUGAAGAGGCAAUGAAGGAGUUCAUUGCCAAAGGUGGAAUGACUGGAACAACAAUUGGUCCAAAAGGGAUGGUUGAGGGUGAUAAGGAUGAAAGUGACUACAAGAAGGAGCUUAAGGACAAGAAGUUUGAGCAGGAAGCUCAGAAAAUGUGGAUAAGGAUGAGGAAUGAGGUCAUUGCUGAGCUUCAAGAGAAGGGCUUUGAUGUGAAUGAAUGAGUGCAGUAAGUACAUGAAACUAUUCGUUGUAGUAAAUACAGAGUUUGUACUUUUCUGUGUUUGGAUUUUAUAAUUAUAAUAAAUCAUGGGAAAGACACAGAAGACUGAUCAGUCGGUUAUUCUUUGUUGAUGGGUUAUGUAUGUGACUUGUGUAUCUUACCUUGCAAUGUUCCUUGUUGCAUUAGGCUUGUUGCUGUUUUCUUAUUUUCUUCUUUACAAAAUCUAAGCAAUGGGAAUGCAACAAGCUAUUCUCAAGUGGGAAGUUGCUUUGCAAAGCUUAAGAGCAGAUUAGCUAUAAGCUUUUUGCUUGAGAUGAUGACUUAAUUUGGAUUAGCUUCUUUUGUGAUUUAUAGAAAAACAUUGUUCCAGAUAGAACAUUUGCUUGAAGAGCUGCUUUUAUUUAAUAUUAAAAAAACCUAAAGUAAACAUGUACAACCUCAAGUGUCAAAUGUGAAAUUUAGCAAAAUUAAACAUGUACGAUGUCAAAUGCAAAACAUUAUGCCAGGGAGCCGGGGCAAUUGGUCGAGAGAAUUGUAUCAGUUGUACAUUUUUCUAGUGAAUUCAGUUUUG
Molecule: messenger RNA, 1182 nt
Organism: Abrus precatorius (Indian licorice)
Lineage: Eukaryota; Viridiplantae; Streptophyta; Magnoliopsida; Fabales; Fabaceae
Exons: 2
Coding region: 130-612 (160 amino acids)
Source: RefSeq, a predicted model, not a curated record